Molecule: messenger RNA, 1343 nt
Organism: Drosophila suzukii
Lineage: Eukaryota; Metazoa; Arthropoda; Insecta; Diptera; Drosophilidae
Gene: Tssk
Product: Testis-specific serine/threonine kinase
Biological process (GO): protein phosphorylation; intracellular signal transduction
Cellular component (GO): cytoplasm
Molecular function (GO): protein serine/threonine kinase activity; ATP binding
Source: RefSeq, a predicted model, not a curated record
GCUACACUCUUUUUAUAUUUCUUUCACUCUUCAUAAGGUUUGUAGGCUUUGUCAAAAUUUCUGGACUUGAAUUUAGAAACUUAAAUACACAAAGUGGCAAUAAAUUAUAGUUUGUGAAAUCAACCAACUUAAGGUUGGAAAAACUUGAAAAAUUACACUACACGCACGCCGGGGACUCCAUAGCCAUGUCCAAAUAUACCUCCAGCUCUGGGAGUCGCCAGUUGAGUACUCGCAGCUCGGACGUGGAUGCAUUGGCUCAGCGGGGCUACAAUGUGGGUCACAAGAUCGGCGAGGGAUCCUAUGCCACGGUUAUAACAGCCGGCUAUGCCGAUGACACCGGGCACGGAGUCCAUUUGGCUUGCAAGAUCAUCGACAAGGCCAAGGCGCCCACCGACUUCGUCAAUAAGUUCUUUCCGCGCGAGCUGGAGAUCCUCACCAAGAUUGAUCAUACCAACAUCAUUCAGAUCCAUAGCAUCCUGCAGCGUGGUCCGAAGAUCUUCAUCUUUAUGCGCUAUGCGGAGAAUGGAGAUUUGCUGUCGCACAUCAAGAAGUCGGGCCCCAUCGAAGAGAAGCAAUCGAAGAUCUGGUUCUUACAGAUGUCCAAGGCAUUGAAGUACCUGCACAAUCUGGACAUUGCCCAUCGGGAUCUCAAGUGCGAGAAUAUUCUGCUCUCCAAGAGGCUCAACAUCAAGCUGGCCGACUUUGGAUUUGCUCGCUAUUGUCGCGACGAUAGUGGCCGGGAGAUGAAAUCGGAGACGUAUUGCGGAUCGGCAGCCUAUGCCGCACCUGAGGUCGUUUGCGGAAGACCCUAUGACCCGAAACUGGCGGAUGCCUGGUCCCUGGGUGUCAUUCUAUUCAUCAUGAUGAAUGCCAAGAUGCCGUUCGAUGACAGCAACUUGACCAAAUUGCUGGAGGAUCAGCGCAAUCGCAAGUUUGCCUUCCGCCGGAAGCUGCAGGAAUCGAUCUCGGCCCAGGCCAAGGCCACUGUUUCGGUGCUUUUGGAGCCGGAGGCCCAUGCUCGCUGGAACCUGCGCGAGGUUCUCAACUGCGCCUGGCUGCGAUCCGCCGAGGAUUCGCAGCCCUCCACUCCCUAAAAUGUAAUGGUCUGAAGACUGUAUUUCUAAGUGGUUCCGUUGUUGCCAACGUUAUUGAGCCACAGGAACCACCGAUCAUCGGCAGUCUAAACCUCACCUCAGCGGGCGUUGAUUUCACAGAUAGGUGUAAAUUACAAUGGUAUCACAGAAAUUCACUGGUAUUUUCUAGAUAGAGAUAUCCAUCACUAUCUGGAACGCAUAUCCCAUAUUUUUAUUUUGUAUGGUAUUAAUAAAAACCAAAUGGCAAAC